This is a messenger RNA of Petromyzon marinus (sea lamprey), 2090 nucleotides long. RefSeq names its product gamma-aminobutyric acid receptor subunit rho-2-like. Gene Ontology annotation, cellular component: membrane. Lineage: Eukaryota; Metazoa; Chordata; Hyperoartia; Petromyzontiformes; Petromyzontidae. Gene Ontology annotation, biological process: monoatomic ion transmembrane transport. The record is from RefSeq and is a predicted model, not a curated record. Gene Ontology annotation, molecular function: transmembrane signaling receptor activity; extracellular ligand-gated monoatomic ion channel activity.
ACCCAAUAGAACCAAAGAGUAUGGAUCCUAGCAGUCACGAAAGCUUUAAAUCUAGAAUCACUUGGGUUCAUUGUGGGUUGUCAUUGUGUGUGGAGCGGGCGGGCGCUGGGCUAUCGUGUGCACGAUUUGCGUAGUCGGCAUCACGCUGGGCCGGUCGAGAGGAGAGGGAGACGGCGUAGUGAUUGGGGAGGAGGAGGAGGAGGCAGAUGGCGGCUAAGCGGAUUUCACCGACAAAGCCGAUUACAGCCGCUGCCUUCCAUCGCCAAAAUAGGCGCAGGGCUCUCAUCGUACAAUCCGCCUCGAGCAGCAGCAGCAGGAGGAGGAGGGUUACUGCACCCGCUGGGCAUGAGGCUGCGUGUCUGCGACCACCACCACCACGAUCAUCGCCACCGCCACACCGCGACCACCUUCACCACCACCGCCACGUGGUGGCGGUAAACGGAGAUGGAGGCGGACAGACAGCGCCCGUGAGCAGGGUUCGUGACGGGCGGGCAGCUUGGGGUGUCGUGGCGCCGGAUCGAGUCGUCCCGGGUGCGGCGGUGAUGGCGUGCGCCCUGCGGCUGGCAUGGCUCCUCCUGGCCGGCGUGACCGCCGUGGCGUGCCGGCGCGAGCCGCGGCCGGCGCCGCCGGGCGAGCGGACGACCCCGGCGCCCUCCGGCCCUCAUCCGAGCCGCCACGGCAGACGGACGGACGGGGCGCGGGGCCGCGGCACCAAGUCCGAGCAGCAGCUGCGGAUUGGAGAGCACGACUUUACCAUGAGGCCCGGCUUCGGGGGCCCCGCUAUCCCCGUGGGCCUCGACGUGCAGGUGGAGAGCAUCGACAGCAUCUCCGAGGUGGACAUGGACUUCACGAUGACGCUGUUCGUGCGCCACACAUGGCGGGACGAGCGGCUGGCCUUCCCCAGCUCCAGCAACCGCAGCAUGACCUUCGACAGCCGCCUCGUCAAGAAGAUCUGGGUGCCCGACGUCUUCUUUGUGCACUCCAAGCGCUCCUUCAUCCACGACACGACCACCGACAACGUGAUGCUGCGCGUCUACCCCGAGGGUCACGUCCUCUACAGCAUGAGGAUCACGGUAACGGCUAUGUGCAACAUGGACUUGAGCCGGUUUCCUCUGGACACGCAGACGUGCGCCCUGGAGCUCGAGAGCUAUGCCUACACGGAGGACGACCUGAUGCUCUACUGGAAAAACGGCAACGCCUCUCUCUCCAUGGACGAGGACAUCUCCCUCUCCCAGUUCCUCAUCCAGGAGUUCAUGACCACGUCCCGCCUCGCCUUCUACAGCAGCACAGGCUGGUACAACCGCCUCUUCAUCAGCUUCACGCUGCGCCGUCACGUCUUCUUCUACCUGCUGCAGACGUACUUCCCCGCGCUGCUCAUGGUCAUGCUCUCCUGGGUCUCCUUCUGGAUCGACCGCCGGGCCGUCCCCGCUCGCGUCUCCCUGGGCAUCACCACGGUGCUCACCAUGUCCACCAUCAUCACGGGCGUCAACGCGUCAAUGCCACGCGUCUCCUACGUGAAGGCGGUGGACGUCUACCUGUGGACGAGCUUCGUCUUCGUCUUCCUCUCCGUGCUCGAGUACGCGGCCAUCAACUACCUGAGCACCCUGCAGGAGCGGCGCCAGCGCUGUGCCUGGAAGAGGAUCAUGAACGCCUGCGUCUCCCUACAGCCCGUGCCUCUGCCGUACGACGCGCAGGCCCGCCCCGGCGGCCACCGCGGCUCGAUGGCCCUGCUGGGCGACCCGCCGGCGGCGCCGUCCGCGACGGACGGCGGCGCCGACCGCGGCGUUCUGGGCCGGGGCGGGCGGUACCUGGAGCGGCAGCGCGAGUACCUGGGCCGGGUAGGCGCCGUCAUCCUGCAGCGGUCGCACGCCAUCGACUCGUACUCGCGCGUCCUCUUCCCCGCCUCGUACAUCCUCUUCAACGUCGUCUACUGGGCCGUGCUGUCCUAGCGACCGGCGAUGCCGCCGGCGCGGCCGACAGCGGCGGCUGAAAGCGCAGGGAAUGCGUGAGGCUGCCCGCCGCCUCCCAGCCCGACAAAAACUAAAAAAAACGGGAUGGAAAUGUCACAAGUACUCGAAUUGUAAUUGUUG